This is a messenger RNA of Paramuricea clavata, 989 nucleotides long. NCBI's taxonomy places the organism in Eukaryota, Metazoa, Cnidaria, Anthozoa, Malacalcyonacea, Plexauridae. The record is from the annotation of a GenBank genome assembly.
AUGACAAAGAAAUUACAACAAGCAGUAGAGAUGUGGGACAACCAACUGGCAGUACAUGGUAUAAGGAUGAGCAAGAAGAAAACGGAAGUACUAGAAGUCUCAAGAGGGCAACCAGUGCCAAGACUGGAGAUUAUAGUGGAUGGACAGCAACUGAAACAAACAACAGCCUUCAGGUACCUAGGAAGCUGGCAACUCGAGAGUGGAGAUUUGGACAGAGAGAUACAGGCAAGAUUGCAGGGUACAGGUAAAUACAUGAAGGAAUGUACGUGGAAUAAUACGCGAUUAGCCGGAUGUCGAUUAGACUGAAAACGCAGGUGUAUAAAACUAUGGUAAGACCGGUGGUUCUUUAUGGGGCAGAGACCUGAGCAGUAAAGGAAGAGGAUGUGAAGAAAUUGGAAGUGGCAGAGAUGAGAUGUUUACGAGUCAUAAUUAGAGGUGUAACAAGACGUGAUAGAAUGGCAAAUGUAGAUAUAAGACAGGAAUUGAAGGUGACAGAGCUGAGAGAGAAGAUUCGAGAAAGUUGACUGAGACGGUACGGACACGUGAAGAGAAUGGAAGUGAGAGAGCUUGUUAGAUGGGCAAUGGAUUGUGGAGCGUAAGGAACCAGGAACAAGGAGUAGGGGUUGACCAAGAGAACGAUGGAUGGAUUGGAUUCGGGUUGAUGGGAGAGUGGAGGAUUUGGACAAAGUCAACGACAGAGUAGAAUGGAGUAAGGUGUCAAGAUCACCCGACCCCCUUGAGGGACAAACGGGAUGAUGAUGAUGAUAUUAUGAUUAUAUAAUUUUACGUAACUAGCAUUCUUUGCAGAAAUUAAUGGUCUUGCUUUAUAACGUUUGUCAUUGUGACCACCAGGAAUAGAAGUGUUAUUUGCUACAUCUAAAUUGCUUAGUAUCUGGGAAAAUCUGUUUCUUGGCAAUGUUGAAGAAAGUAUACAGCAAGGUCAUGGUCAGCUUUCCAAUAUAUUAUCAGCUAAAGAUGACACUUCAUGA